Messenger RNA from Vavraia culicis subsp. floridensis, 1785 nucleotides. RefSeq lists its product as uncharacterized. The record is from RefSeq and is a predicted model, not a curated record. The transcript has a single exon. The coding region runs from base 1 to 1785 and encodes 594 amino acids. NCBI's taxonomy places the organism in Eukaryota, Fungi, Microsporidia, Pleistophoridae. Gene Ontology annotation, biological process: acetyl-CoA biosynthetic process. Gene Ontology annotation, molecular function: acetyl-CoA synthetase activity.
AUGAAAGACGUAGCAAACAAGGAAUUGUUGAAUGUUGGUGAUGCAGAGAUGAAGGGCGAGAAUGACGCGGAGAGCGAGAGUGUUGUUGGGAGAGGAGAGGUGAUGAUUGAAAGUAGUGCUGUGAGUAGCGGAGUGGGCGAUAUAAACGGCGAUGGGGUGAGCGCACUUAUAGAAAAUGACGGAGUAAUGAAUGAAGGUGUGACGAGUGAAAAGAUAACGAGUGGUAAAGACAUGGACCGAAACAUGGCAAGUGAUCGGAAUGAAAACGUGGCAAGCACGAACGGUAGCGCAGGUAAAAACGAAUCAUUUGCUGAUGAAACGGUGUUUGCAGCACCUGAAAAUGAGCAUUGUGCACAGAAACACACACUCAACAGCAAUUUUGAUCUGCCAUGGGAUACGAGCAGAUAUUUGGACAUGACCAAGCGAAAGGAGUACCUUGAUCUGUACGAGCAGUCAAUACGUGACAGCAUUUUCUUCCUUAAGGAAGCAAAGAAACGGUUAUCAUGGUCCAAAGAGCCUACGCAUUGCACAAACGGUGAUUUAAAGGCCCUCGAGUAUUUCAAUGACGGUGAGAUAAAUGCGUGUUACAAUGCGGUGGACAGGCACCCGCCCGGCAAGACCGCUCUGAUAUACGACAAUGAUGAUGGCACGUCUGUACGGUAUACGUAUGGACAGUGCAGGGCACGAAUAUGCGAAGUAGCAGGCGCACUUCUUGAAAUGGGCAUACGCAAGGGUGACGUGGUGUGUGUGUACAUGCCUAUGAUCGAUGAUACGGUGUUUGUUGCUCUGGCAUGUGCACGUAUCGGUGCGGUGCACAACGUGGUGUUUGGCGGGUACUCUAAGGAGAGCGUGGUUGUGAGGAUCAAGGACUCGGGUGCUAGGGUGCUUGUGAGUGUGAUGGAGGGACGGAGAGGAACACAGCGAUUGAACUUCUAUAAAAUUGUAGAAGAGAUAGUGGCAGAGGGUAGCGUGGGCAUGGCACUGAUCGUAGACAAGGAGGGGAGCAUCAACGAGGAGGAUCACGAUAGCAAAAGUAGCACCACCACCGAUAGCGCACCACAGGUGGGGAACAAUCCUAAAAUUGAAAUUCUUUCCAAAAUCAGCAAAAACACGGACGUACCGUGCACACCCGUGCCAUCCGAACAUCCUCUGUUCAUUUUGUACACCUCAGGUAGCACAGGCAAACCAAAGGGCAUAAUUCACUCAACAGCCGGCUACCUGCUGUAUGCUCAUCUCACCACCCAGCAUUGUUUCAGCACCGACAAGAGCAGCGUUUUCUGUUGUACCGCUGAUUUGGGGUGGAUCACCGGUCACUCAUACGUUCUUUAUGGACCGAUGUGUGUGGGCAUGGUGAGCGUUAUUGUUGGUGGGCUGCCCACGUAUCCGGAUGUUUACAGGGUGUGGCGGAUUAUAGAACGGUACGGUGUUACUCAUUUUUACACUGCUCCUACGUUGCUGCGGUUGUUAAGGAAAUUGGUGAGCGAAGAGGAAAGGAAUGGCACUGUUGGUGAGGUUGGGACUGUUGGUGAGGUCAACACUGUUGGUGAGGUCAACACUGGCACCGAUAUUACCGGUAAUGAUGUGAAUGGUGGUGCCAAUCCCGACACAUUGAACAGGCACUCAACAGCUUAUGUCGUGCCAUCCCUCAGGAACUACAAAAAGACAGGCACGCACAGAACAGCGGAGUACGAUCUGUCAUCACUGCAGAUUCUGGGAGUGUCGGUGAGCCGAUCAACAAGGAAACAUACGUUUGGUACAGCCAGACCUUCAACCGUAGGCCCAUGA